This is a messenger RNA of Stylonychia lemnae, 1905 nucleotides long. Lineage: Eukaryota; Ciliophora; Spirotrichea; Sporadotrichida; Oxytrichidae. The record is from the annotation of a GenBank genome assembly.
AUGCAAGGUGGAGUUGCCUCUGUAAUCAGAUUGAAAAAAUAAAAGCCAAGUGAUGAUGUGAGGAAUCUAUUCGAUAGAAAAACAUAUCACAAAGAGGAUGAUGAUGAAGAGAAGAAUGGAUCUCAUUCUCCAAGAAUAAAUUCCAAUAAGAACUUAUUUGCGUCAACUACAGCUGAUUAUGGUAAAGAUCUCUACGAAGAUGAUGAUGACUACAAAAAUGCUAAAGCUAGCAAGAUGAGAAUAGUGCAUGAUGAUGAGAAUGUGUAGGCAGCAAUUGAAUUAAGAAAUUAGAAGCAGAAGCACACUGACUUUUUCUUCAAACUGGCUGAGUUAAAGGAAAGAAUAGAGGUUUAUAAUGAAGUAUUCAGAAGCAAAAAGCCCAGAUAUCUUCAUAAUGAGUCAAGAGCAUUAAAGCUAGAAGAACAGGCUAAGGCUUAGAGAGACAAUCUAGGUUCCAGAAGUUAAACUCCAGGUGGAGAUCAUAAAAAAGGAAAAUUUAGAUCAAACCACAAAGAUCCGAAAAAUAAAAAGCAUGGCCAACAUAACGCACAUGAAUUAAGAUCUCCUUCAAAAAUGGAAACAGAUACUCAAAAACACACCAAUAAUCAUGAUGAAAAUGAAAAUCAAAUCAAUGAAGUUGGUGAGGAUGAAGAGCAGAACAGCCCAAGGGUAGCUGAAAUAUAAGAUAUUAAUGAUGCUAUUGAAUCAAUGAGUAACGGUGGACAUAGCAGGCAACUUAAUAGUGCUAGUGUUCCACCAAUAAUGACUAAAUCUCAUAACUCCCUUCCAGCUGAUGACAGCAAAAUGAAGUCACAACUCCCUAAGAUAGCCUAAACAGAAAAGAGGAUUAAUACCUAGUAUAAGCAGAGUAUUGAAAAGGCUAUUGAGAAUCAGAAAAAGCAAGACUAAUAAACAUCCCACCGUCUUAAUGCUAUCGAAAAAAAGAUGCCUCCUUUAAUGCCAACUCAAAACUAAAAAUCAAUUAAGUUUAGCACUCUAUAUCACAACAAUCCAAAUUCUUAAAGUCUAACUAGAACUAACGAGGGAGGCUAAUAGUAGAAUACAUUUAAUAGAUUGAUGAAUAAAUCUUAAAGUGUGCAUCAAAAUUUGAUUCUUAAGACUUAAAACAGUGCUCAUAACCUCAACACUUUGCAAAGUAUUGAUAAAAGCGGAGAUUAAAAACAAUAACUGACUAAAGAAGGAAAGACUUUGCUAUAAUCUAACUCAUAUGCUGAUUUUAAAUCUAUAUUUAAAAAGGAGGGUGCUGCAAAAAUCCUAAGUUCAGGACUCCCUAUUUAAUCAGCAAAAAAUACCUCCAAGGACAGAAGUUUACUCAUGAAAUCUAUUUAUGAGACUAAUCUUUUUAAGGAGUAAUUCCAGACACUUUAAAACCAUCAUACUACCAAGAGAGGAAGUGUAAACGGACCUUUCGGGAAAUAACUAAAAGAGACUCAUUAAAAGAGAAAGAAGGCCAAAAGUCCAUCACCGAUCCUUGAUUAAUAAGAUAACGAAGAAAAUACGAAUGAUUUAAAUUAAGAUCAGCAAUAAGUAAAUCAGCAUCAGGCAAAAAUAAAAAAUCAGAGCCCCAAGAUGAAAAAGCUCCCACCUGUAUCCUCUUAGAGUAAACUGACUUUCAAUGGCCUCGCCCUGGCUACAUCUUAGUCUCAGCCAUAUUUCUUGUACAAUCAGAACACGCAAAACAUGAUUUACCAGGCUUAGUCGAACCUCACUUCAAACUAAAAUGCAUUCGGUAAAAUGAAAAAAUCAAAGAGCAAGAAGAGAGGUUAAAGAAAGAGCACUUAACUUGUGUCGAGCGAUAAUCUGUCAGCUGAUAAGCAUUAAACCGCUCAAGGAUUUCAUGAUGAUGGAGAAGCAUAGCCUUAGAAUGAACAGAAUCUAGACUGA